AGUGCCCAAGAGUCAUCAGAGGUCCAGGAUGAGCUGAAUGAGAAGGUGGACAGACUGAAGGCUGAGCUCGUGGUCUUCAAGAGCCUGAUGAGCGACCAAAUGUCUGACCUGGACACCAAGAUCCAGGAGAAAGCCCGGCGGGUGGACAUGGACAUCUGCAGGCGUAUUGACAUCACAGCUAAACUGUGUGAUGUAGCACAGCAACGCAACUCAGAAGACAUGUCAAAAAUGUUCAAUGUCAGCCCUGCAAGGUCCAUUCCAGAUAAGGGGACCGUAGGAUGCUGCAGGAGAAAGGAGCGUAAAGGCGUGUCCGACGAGGAGAAUUCGGAGAUGGAUGCCGAGCCAAGCACUUCGGAGGAGGAGGUUCCCGGGUCGCUCAACAUCACGGACGAGAUGAAACGCAUGCUCAACCAGCUACAUUGUUCAGAUAACUCCUUUGUUGCCAGGCGUGAGACGUUUGAAAUUGACGACGACUGCGACAGUCUGACGUGGGAGGAAAAUGAGGAGACCCUGCUGCUGUGGGAGGAUUUCACAAACUACAACGUGCCGUGCACCAUCGCCACAAGGACCUGCACAGCUACCUGCCCCAGUGAAGGCAGUGGAGAAGCUGUCGAUCCAGAUUCCCAGGAUGGAAGUCUUGGCAGCCUCAUUGAUGAAACGGAGUCGAUAUUUAAGAACCGAGAGCAGAAGUACCAGGAGACCAUCGGCCAGAUUGAGAUGGAGCUGGCGACAGCAAAGAGCGACAUGAACCGUCACCUCCAUGAGUACAUGGAGAUGUGCAGCAUGAAAAGAGGCCUCGACGUGCAGAUGGAGACCUGUCGGCGGAUGAUCAAAGGUGGCAGGAACUCUCCCUCUUUCAGCUCCGUGGCUAGCAGCGACUCAGGGAACACAGACGAGAUCCAGGAUGAGAUCUCGGACAAGGACGCAGAAGCUGAAGUCCCAGUUAGUUGAUGGCCGCACAGCUGGGUUUUGACUCCUCGCCUCCCGUUUGCUCAUAAUAAUCAAUGAGGUGGGGUUUAAAAGCGUACACAGCUUGACCUGACGGGAGGUGAAACCUAAAUCUGAGUCCGUUUGACCAAGUUCUGGUGCAGGUUUAGAACUGGUGCUUUUAUACUAUUUCUGUUGUUUAGAACGUGGUGGCGGGGGUGUCUUUGCUUUGUAAAAAGAUAGGGAAGCAAAAGCAGACACGGAAUUGUGCUCUUCCUCCUCGCUGCCUCAAUGGAUUCUGAUGCAGGGCUUUGCAUAAUUUUCUUGGGGUGGAAAACAAACAAAAAAAGCCUUAAUAUAUAUUUAAACAGGCUCAGAAAAGUUUUUCUAUCCUAUUAAAAUCCUUUUUUUCUAAAGGAAUUGAAUACAGUACAUAUUGUACUCCUCUAUUCACCAAAACGACGACAAAAAAUACAUACUUCUUUUAUUUGUUUCGGAAAAACGUUGGGUCUUGCCCCUCCUCCCCCCACUUGUUUUGUGUUAUUUUAGUUCAGGUGUGGUAUUUGCAAUCCAAAUUAAAGUGUUGGGGUUUAAGUGUCUUCUGUCAGGGGGACAAAGAGGAGUAGAAACGAAUGGUGUUCCAGUUCUGGCGGUUUCUGAGGGAACUCUGCAGGCUUGCCAAAGUUGACGGAGGAAAGGAGCACAGCCUUUUCAUGCAUUGGUGCACUACUGAAGUUCUAUGCAAUUUAGCUGGCCUUAUUCUUUUGUACAGGCUGCCACCGUUUGUAGCUUCUCUUACAACCAUUAGCCUUUAGUACAGCAGAUGUUUUUAGUAUGUACGUCUUAUUCUCUUACAGUGAUCUUUGUUGGGGACGUUACCUGAAUCAGUGCCCCAAAUAUAUUAUUUUGUGGCGAUAUGUGUUUGCCAGGUGUUUAUUUGCAGCUGGAAGAGUUGAUGCAAACCUCACUCAUGUCUUAUGCUGAUAAGUUGUACACAUCAUUUGAAAAGGCACAGAACCGUCAAAGCUAUACUCCCUCCUAACUGUCAUGCAAAACCAAAGGUCAUAUUUUAAAAUGCUUCUUAUUUUUGGGUCAAAGUGAUGUAAAAUUUGUUUAAUGUAUUUUUUUUUUCUAAGCAGUGACUGUCUUGGAAAAGUGGUUUCAGUGUAAGUUUGUUAAAUUCUGAUUUCACAUCAUCUCCAGCUGUUCUGAAGGGAACUUUGUUUCAGCCAGAUUUCACUUCCUGCUUUGUUUCGUCUGAAAAGGAGCUAGAAAUGUCAAGAUUGUACAUAGACGUUUGAAGGCAUGUGAUUGUUUUACCCCAGAGGCCUUUUUAGUUUUGUUUUUAUAUCAGUCUACAGACUGGGAGAAUUUAUCUGUUCAUCACAGAAAAUGGUUAAAGCAUGAAGACAGCAGUGCUGUUCAAACCAUCUCUUCUUUAAGAAAACACAAAUGUAUGUGCAGUUUGUGACUCAAAGAUUAAGUGCUACUUCUAUCUUGAAGUUUUUCAGAAGCAGAAUGUUGAAUUUUUACCCUUUGGCUUUUUUACGCAUGCUGAUGGAGCAAAAGAAAGGAGCCAUGGGGUUAUUUUUGUUGUUUGUUUUGUUUUUAUAAAGUUUUAUUUUGAACUCAAAAACGCUGCAAUACAGACUCUGUUGUGUCAUUGCAUAUGUGCAGCAGAAAGUGUGCUUUUCAAAGAUUUUACCGACUGUGUUAACUAUUAAACUGUGUUGCCAUAUUAAUCGUUUUUAAUUCCACAGAUAGAUUACAUUCUUUCCAGAUCUUUAGUCUUUUCUUGAUGCUAACAGAAAGCUAAUUGUUAAUACAGACAAAAGUGAAGAACCUCAUUUCUGAUGAAAAUGUCCAACUUUUUCAUUAAGUUGAUUUAAAACCAGCCUAAUAAGAGCCAUUCUUUUACUGGUACUGUACUUUGCAGCGGCUGUGUCACAUAAUUUAAUGACUAUCAUUCAGGAACAGCGGGUCCUCUUGUCUUCUGCAGUCUCCUGACUAUCACACUAACCAGCCAACCAACACAAACACAUACAGUAACGUGACAAAGAUCAUGAUACUCACUCUGGAAAGCUGUGCAGUCUCAGUGUACAUGCCCAUUAGUAACUCCUGCAAACUACUUUAUCUCCACUUUCCCGUCACUUUAAGCAGGUUCCAGGUGUUCUCAGUGAAAAAUGUUUCAGCAACUCAUUUUGUUGAAUGCAGUUUGGUUUCAGGAACCCCUAAGACCCAAAAUUAAUAACUGUGCUAAAUAACAUGUAGCUGUUAAAAAUGCAGGGAUACGUGGCAUGUGUUUACUUUUUGGUUGCUUUACUAAACAAGUUCUCAACCUGACCAACGUAAGGUGUGUGAUGGACGUUAUGUCCAUUAGAUCCUAGUGGAUGUGAAUGUUUCUUAUUAAAAAGUGUGUGUGUGUGUGUGUGUGUGUGUGGGGGGGGGGGGGGUUAAUACGGGCAGGCUUUUUUUAAACUUGGGGGAUGAUGGCUUUGUGUUUGUUGUCAACAUUUAAUUUAACACCAUUACUCGCAUACAUAUCGGCUUUUAAAAAUCACUGUAUCGUUUAAUUUUAUGAUUAUGACAAGAUGUCACAGCAAUUUGUUUUGGCGAAAAGCUGCUUAACUCAAUGAGAAACGACUUUAUUUUUUAAUGCGGCUCACGGGUAGCAUCUUUUUUUGUUUUGUUUUUAAGUGGCUGUUUUAUUGAAGUUUUUGUUGUCCUCUUUCUUAGUUUUGUAUUUUCUUAUCAUUUGUCUUUACUAUUUAUACAGUGUAUUCAUGUUGGUGUUGGGCAGUCUUAGUUUUAAAGGUAUGAAUGUACUCAACUGAUUUGGGGGUAAAAUGAAAUAAAACGGUGAACUGGAUAAAAACAACAAAAAAA
Molecule: messenger RNA, 3813 nt
Organism: Austrofundulus limnaeus
Lineage: Eukaryota; Metazoa; Chordata; Actinopteri; Cyprinodontiformes; Rivulidae
Gene: iffo2b
Product: intermediate filament family orphan 2b
Source: RefSeq, a predicted model, not a curated record